AUGUCUUCACAGAAUCAAGAUGUCGCAUCCUCACCUGCCAUUACUGCAAAACAGAGGCCAAGGUUUUUGCGUGCUCUCACUUCGCCACUGCCAGCCCUCAACGCGUUUGCUGCACAAAUCGCUGGCGAUUCUGCUGCAACCACCCACCCUAUUCAAUUAAGACCCACAGAUUCUAUCCAUGACCAAACAGACAACAGUGAUCUUCAGGAUCAAUCAUCAAAAUCAAAAUCCAGAUCUCCUGCGCAACUCCGCACUGACCAACAAUCGUCAUCUAGCCUGCAGGACACCGUGCUACGCUCAUUCUCUUCAUCUCUCCUCCCCUCCUUUCUUCCAUCCACUUCAAGCUCGGCCUCAAAUGGACCUACAUCUCCUACAAGCCCAACACAUCCUCGAAAACCUGUCACAGAAAUGCUACUGAAGGGGGGUCGCUGGGCUAGAGGACAGACGUCAAAUUGGACACCUAGUUUCGCCUCAGAUUCCUCAAGCUCGCUAAGGUCUGUGCAGCGACGCCCAUCAGAUUGCGUGAAGCGUCCGACUACAUUGGACCAAGGGGAACACAAUUACAGGGAUGGGUGUGCAAGCCUUGGCCUAGAUACAAUCUCUGUUGCUGCCAACCUGGACUAUGAUCAAACAGGACUGCAUUCGAGUGUGAACCAUCUCAAGGAAAAUGGCGCGCGGGCUAGACGGGUUUCCGAAAGUAGUCAAAAUAUAAACACUACACCAUUCAAACAGACCGGCUUUAUGAUUGCAGAGCGACUGUCAGAAUUUGCUCAAAGAAUAAGUUCCCGGUUACCCAAUGUAGAGCAAAUGCCAACGCCAUCACCAUCUGAAAGUUCAGAUUCAUCAUACGCAAAUUUUACAUCUCCAUUGCUCCUAGAAAGGGGUAUGCCUGAGAUGCUUGUAUCAGACGGACCUCGCCUUGCCUGUUUGGAGUCAGAACAGACCUGCAGUUUCAAAACAUGGGAUGAUUACUUGGAGCUUUACGGAGAAGGGCGAUUUCCCAACAACCAGAAUCAACACCAUCCACAUCCUCUUCUAGGAUCUACUUAUCCUCAUUUUCCAGAAUAUGUUAAAGAAACAGAGAUGCCAAAUCCUCCCCCCUUCCUUGCUCCACCUCUUCCUCCUUGUGAAGAGAAACGCCUUCGGGCACUUUACAGUUUCCAAGCGCUUGAUAGCGGUAGCGACCUGAAUUUUCAGAGAGUUGCUCAGCUAGUAUCAACUGUCUUGGGAGUAAAAGGCUGUAUGAUCUGUCUUGUAGAUCAUCGAAGGGUUGCUAUCAAGGCUCAAUAUCAGGCAGAAAAUAUGGAGUGUAACCGAGAAUUCUCACUAAGUGGACAUGCCAUUUUGAGGCACCGUGACGAUCCUCUGAUUAUCUUGGAUGCCUCCAAGGACUGGAGGUUCAAAAAUUUGCCUGCCGUCGUUAGUGGGCCAAAGGUACGUUUUUAUGCAGGCGCUGCACUCGCGACAUCGGACGGACUUAACAUCGGGUCUUUGUGUAUCAUUGAUCCUGAGCCUCGUGCAGAGUUUACAGAUCAACAAAAGAGACUUCUGAUCGAUUUCGCCGCCGUUGUUAUGAGGGAGAUGGAGCACUGGAACGAUCAAGUGCAACUUUGUACUCGAACUCGAAUGAUGCGCGAUAUCACUCGCUGGGUCCGUGGUUGCCUGGAUAUGGAUUCGAGCGACGUGAAUGCCCGUUCUCACCAGGUAAUAGGACGUUCACUCGACACAACCCUAUCUCCUUCAACUGCAGCGACUGUAGCUGCGUCGGCUGCCAUUUCAGCCCUACCUCUAGCUGAUCCUGUAAAGACAGUUAUUCCCUCGUCAUCCGACCCAAACCUCCCCACGCCUUCCAGUUCCCCUAUGCUUAUCACCACAAAUAUAAACUCAGAUUCGACUCCAAGUUCAUCGACAUCGAGAACAGCAGUCACUCGGGGUCGACUUCAAGAUGAAGCGUUCCCUGUUGCAUGUAGCAUGAUUCAGGGAACUUUGAUAGUUGACGCUGUCUAUCUCGUCCAAGUUUCGCCAAGUAAAUCUUUUAUUCCUGCGAAUGAAUCAAGCGUUGUCUGGAACUACCUUGGUGUGGGCACUCGUCCAAAAGGCGCCAUCGGAACCGUCGGCGGCGAUGAACCUGUCAUGGACAUGUCCGAUUGGACAUUGACAUGUCUUGCUUCGUCCGCAAAGCCGACUGAGCCAGGUAUAUUUCCAAAUCUCGGCAAAUCUACGCAGCACGUCCGGCGUGAGGGCAAGUCUUUGAUCUGUGCGGACGGAGGGUGUCGGCCACACCGUGUUGGCGAGCUACAUGCAGAUGCAGUGGAGCCUCAUUUCGAAAGAGACAAACCUAUAAUCUCUGAAAUGCUCCGCUAUGUUCGACAAGAAAAGAAGCCUCCACCACACAAGCCAAGCAAAUGUCCUCUCUAUGUGGUAUCGCAAAACUUUGAUGGCCACGAGAUAGACCCAACGACGAUAAAUGAUACCAGCCAGAAUCCAGCCAUUAAGCGCAUAAGCUUGCUCUGCCAUACUUUCCAAAGUACACUCCAGGAACUAAAAGCGGGUAAGGGUUCCCCAUUCAAGUCGAGUAUCGUUAUGCCCAUUCGUGGAGCUUCAUCAUCAUCAUCCAACUAUACAAGGACAUCAUCUGAGGAACCCUGGGCAUAUUUUGUGGUCCUGACCUCGUCGUAUACAAAACAGUUUACAAUCCACGAACGAAUGUAUCUCAAGAAUUUUGGGUCGUGCUUGAUCACAGAAGUACUGAAGGAACGUAUGGAAGCAGCUGACAAAGCCAAAGGAGUUUUUAUCAAAAGCAUUUCUCAUGAGCUUAGGACGCCACUUCAUAUUAUUUUGGGCACUCUAGAGCUACUCUACAACAAUCCGAAUGAAACUCUGAAUGACCAUCAAUUAUCCUUAAUUGCAUCUGCUGAGGCCUCUGGUAAAGGGCUGAUUGACACUAUCAACAACAUUAUUGACCUAGCCGAUCUGGAUCCGGAAGAAAACUCUGGAUUUGAAGGCGCCUCUCGCCGAUCAAGCUCACUACCAGAACUUUACACACAUGUUGCAGAAGUUGAUAUCCGAGAUCUUUGUGAACAAGUCGCUGGCUCAACGGCGAAAGCCUGUUUAGACAAAAACAUAAUAGUCACUCCUACAUGGUCUAAUAAGAGCAAUUCAGUACCACUCUCGGAUUCUGCUUCAGGAUCUACAUCGCAUGCCAGCGCUACAGCCACGAACACGCACUCUACCUCGGAUUCAUUGCAUGUUCUCCAUAACGGGUCUUUGCCAGAGGAAUAUGCAAAUAGCGAACGCUCGUCGGUCGAAUCCCAGAAUGCAUUUGCCAAUGCAGGGCUUCGCUCGGAGCAAAAGCCCACUCUGGAAUUGCUGGUAGCCAUGGAUGAACCGGAGAAGGAUCCAAGUCGAGAGACUGCCUGGAACUUCUUGCUCAAUUUGCCUGUGACCAAGCGUAUCCUGACCCAGCUUCUAGAAAAUGCGCUCAAGUUUACCACGACAGGUUUUGUGGAGAUCUCUGCAGUAUCACCACCACUAUCUACUUUGCCUCUCAAACCUCCUAACCCUGACGCACGCCCGAUUCUGUUCACAGUCCGAGAUACUGGACGGGGUAUUUCACCCGAGUUUGUUCAAGCACAUCUUUUCCAGCGUUUCACCCAAGAGGAUCCUCUGCAAGUUGGUACAGGACUCGGCUUAGCUCUUGUGAAGCUUUUGGUGGAGAGCUUAGGUGGGUGGCUUGAGAUUUGGAGUGAAGGUAUUGAGGGUAAAGGAUGUGUGGUCCGAGUCUUGAUCUGGGCUACACCUGUCGACAACGUCAUCAAAUCCCUCAAAGAUGAACCAGGUGCAUGGCAAGAAAAAUCUUGUCGUUUCUACACUGGCGAGUCGGCGGUCAGCACAGAUCGUCUUUGGAAAAUCAUGGGAGAACGGAUGAUGUGCCAGGACCUUAACAUGAAUGUCGAGAGGGGCAACGAACAAGAUAUUAGUCCAGAAGAUAUGCUGAAGAACCUGAGUGAUCACUCGCCUUGCGAUCUUCUGAUCUUCAAUGACGACUUAAUAAGGCUUAAGGCGUACCUUUUGCAUUUGGUGGAUCGGCAUGCUGCUGCUGAAGUAAAUGGUGUUGCUCCAUCGAAAGCACCAACACCGCUACUGAUGUUGACGUCUGCUGCGACAGCAAAGAAGGCUCGACAUCUCGUUGAUGCUUACAAAGUCGCUUGGAAGGAGCGUGGGCAUCUGGAUUAUCCUGCGAACGUAGUGUUAAUGCCCAAACCUAUUGGACCUCUCAAGCUCAUGCGCUGCCUUUACACCUGCUUCGAGCCUAUCAAUAUCAACGAUCAUUUGCAAUCUAUAGAGGCUGCAGAAACAUCUGCAAAACGAUUUAACCCUCCUCCGUUGACUAGGUCAGCCACUGUUCCCCAUAUCACCACGAUGGCUUUAAGUACUCACGACAACAGACCACUAUCUGCAGGGACGAUGGUCAAGUCGUCUUUCAAGUUUCCGACUUCGACAUUAGCGAUGAUCGACAUAGGUGAUCUCUCGACCUCUUCAUAUUCAACCAAUGGAUUGGUUCCACGACGAGCAAGUUCCUCAGUUGGAUCAGAUGAUUUUGUUUCAACUUCAAGUACGAAUGGUUCAUCGAUGUCGUCAAAGUCCAAGCCUCCACGUUCAAUCCGGGGCUUUGCAGGGCAUAAAAAAGACACGACUAAGGUUCGUAGCAAGAAACAGCCCUUGUCAGAAGAGGCCGUCGCGGAAGUAGCAGCUACGGCUACGGUCGUGGAAGAGCAGCGGACUACUGAUGCGGAUGGGCAUACUCUCGUCUCGCGUGGUGUUGAAUAUACGGACCAACUGGGAGCACUUAAGCCUGUUCCACGCGUAUUAAUCGUGGAAGACAAUGUCACAAACCGCAUGAUCCUGCGAACGUUCUUAAAAAAGCGUGGUGUAUCUGUUGUGGAGGCUGAAAAUGGCAAGCUCGGUGUAGAACGGUUCCAAGAGGAAGUCUGGAGACGACAAGGUCGAUCAGGUUUUGAAUUUGUGUUGAUGGACUUGCAGAUGCCCGUAAUGGAUGGUAAUCUUGCGACGAAACGUAUACGCGAAUUUGAGCAGAGUAUGGUGAAGCAGCAUGGACUUUCGAUGCCUGAAUCUAAUACUCAAGAUGAUGAUGAUGAUGAUAUAUCAGAUGAGAAGAGGCAGAAAAAGAGCGUGCCAACGUCUGAAAUACGAGGCUACCGACCUACUGCGAUCUUUGCGCUGACAGGUCUAGCAGGAGAAGAGGACAAGCGGCUAGCAUUUGAGAGUGGUGUGGAUGGGUACUUGACUAAGCCUGUCAGCCUGAAGACCCUGGGCGCGUUACUGUCCAGUUUUCAUCCAAGUCAUUCAGAACAAAGCAACCCUUAG
Messenger RNA from Lobosporangium transversale, 5388 nucleotides. RefSeq lists its product as hypothetical. Gene Ontology annotation, molecular function: protein binding; phosphorelay sensor kinase activity; histidine phosphotransfer kinase activity. Bases 1 to 5388 code for a protein of 1795 amino acids. The record is from RefSeq and is a predicted model, not a curated record. NCBI's taxonomy places the organism in Eukaryota, Fungi, Mortierellomycota, Mortierellomycetes, Mortierellales, Mortierellaceae. Gene Ontology annotation, biological process: protein autophosphorylation; phosphorelay signal transduction system. The transcript has 4 exons.